Molecule: messenger RNA, 933 nt
Organism: Phragmites australis (common reed)
Lineage: Eukaryota; Viridiplantae; Streptophyta; Magnoliopsida; Poales; Poaceae
Product: SKP1-like protein 1
Exons: 1
Coding region: 388-933 (181 amino acids)
Biological process (GO): SCF-dependent proteasomal ubiquitin-dependent protein catabolic process
Cellular component (GO): cytoplasm; nucleus
Molecular function (GO): cullin family protein binding
Source: RefSeq, a predicted model, not a curated record
UCCAACGCUACCACCUAGCCAUCGGGUCGUUCGCGGCUGAGGCCUAUUGGUCGCAGAGUUGGUUUCCAUGACUUCCCUCUCAUCAUGAUCCCCUCGUGUGGUGCCGGUUUCACAGCAAGAUUGAUCCGUCACGGACUCAGCGUUGGUGUCUCGGGCGUACGGUUCGGUUCCAUGUCAGAGUCGAAGCACCUUAAAUUCUAAUUCUACUCCGACUCCAUUACCACGAUGUGUAUUCAUGAUCACUUCCCCAGCCGAUAAAUCAACCCAUAUGUUUGCUACUCGCCAAUUGACAAUCGUUCCAAUCAAUCUGAGGAGACGGCACUUUGAUCGCGAGGCUAGCGUUCCGGCGACCACGCGAAACCGAGGUUCUGCGAGGUGACAGCGACGAUGGCUUCGGCCGGCGAGUCCGGAGACGGCGCCGACGGGAAGGGCGUGACGACGAUCACGAUCAUCAGCUCGGACAAUGAGGCGUUCGAGGUGCUGGAGGCGGCGGCGAGCAUGUCGCUUACCAUCCGCCACUUGAUCGAGGACGGCUGCGCCGACGGCGGCAUCCCGCUCCCCAACGUCACCGCUGGCAUCCUCGCCAAGGUCCUCGAGUACUGCAGCAAGCACGUCGCCGCCGUCGCCGCGAGCUCCGAGGCCGGAAGCUCCUCCAACGCCGCCGAUGCUGCCGCAGCACCAGAGAAGGAGGAGGAUCUGGCAAGCUUCGACAAGGCGUUCAUCGACGUGGAGCAGGACACGCUGUACGACCUCCUGAUGGCCGCCAACUACCUCGAGGUCAAGGGCUUGCUGGACCUCGCCUGCCAGAAGGUCGCCGACAUGAUCAAGGGCAAGACGCCGGACGCGAUCAGGCAGACGUUCAAAAUCAAGAACGACUUCUCGCCCGAGCAGGAGGAGAAGAUCCGCGAGGAGAAUCAAUGGGCCUUCGAGUAG